Messenger RNA from Acaulospora morrowiae, 1359 nucleotides. The record is from the annotation of a GenBank genome assembly. Lineage: Eukaryota; Fungi; Glomeromycota; Glomeromycetes; Diversisporales; Acaulosporaceae.
AUGGGUAGCUCAAAAGUGCUCCUUCAACUCAAAAAAACGGCAUUUCGAAAUGGAAUCGGAAUAUUAGCGUCGAAUGCACGUCGUUAUUCGCAAGCGCCGAGACUGCCAAAACCGUUGGAGGGGAUUCGCGUUCUGGAAUUGGGACAGAUAAAGGUAGAACCACCCGAGGUAGGUGAUCCCAUUCGUGUCUGGCGUAAAAUCGAUGUCGACGGAACCAGCCCCUGGUUUCGUUCAAUCGGCAGAAAUAAGAAAUCAUGCGAGAUCAAUCUACGAACAGAAGAAGGACGAGCACUUGCUCGAAAAUUAGCUGACAAGAGCGACGUCUUGGUUGAGAAUUUCCGUCCCGGAGUCAUGGAAAAAUGGGGACUCGGGCCAGAAGAACUAUAUAAAACCAAUCCCUCAUUGAUAUACACGCGUGUCUCCGGGUUCGGGCAAACGGGUCCUUAUGCGAAGAAGCCCGGUUUCGCAUCGGUUUGCGAGGCGAUGGCAGGGUGGCGAUAUAUCAACGGAUUUCCGGAUCAGCCGCCGGUACGUCAGAAUAUAUCCUUGGGUGAUUCUUUGGCCGGACUAACCGCGGCCUUUGGUACCGUUCUAAGUCUUUUGGCAAGAAACAAAAUCGCUGGAUCCGGGCAAGUCGUUGAUGUAGCCAUUUACGAGAGUAUAUUUAACAUGAUGGAAGGGGUAUUACCAGAAUACGAUCGAUUCGGAGAAAUAAGGCAACCUUCCGGUACAUCUGUAACGGGUAUCGUGCCCACGAAUGCAUAUCCUUGUUCCGAUUCCAAGUACGUAAUCAUAGGUGGAAACACUGAUUCUCUGUAUAAAAGGUUGAUGAAAGUUGCCGAGAGAGAGGACCUUAUCACCGAAAAGUACGAGACUAAUAAAGAACGCGUUCAACAUAAGGACCUGAUUGAUAACGCAAUCUCGGAUUGGACAAGAAAACACACUUCUGAAGAGGUGAUCGAGAAAUUAGAGAAGGAAGGCGUCCCUUGUGGUCCAAUAUAUAACAUCAAAGAUAUUGUUGAAGACAAACACGUUCAAUCACGUAACAUUCUCGAAACCGUUAGAGUAGGUGAAAACAGGGACGACGGUGGCUGGGAUUUAAAGAUCCCCGCCAUUACGCCGAUACUCAGCGAAACACCUGGUGAAACGACAUGGGCUGGUCCGGAUGUGGGACAACAUAACCGGGAGAUUCUGAUGGGUAUUCUUGAGAUGAGCGAGGGCGAAAUUAGGGAAUUGCAAGAAUCCGGAAUUAUCGCCACCAAAGAAUCGGUUAAAAAAUCCAGAUCGAUGGCAUUCUUCGAGGCGAAGAAUAACAUCAAGACAUUCUACGGAAAGGUAGCGGAAAAAAUGAGAACGUGA